Nicotiana tabacum (common tobacco) is the source of this 1068-nucleotide messenger RNA. Lineage: Eukaryota; Viridiplantae; Streptophyta; Magnoliopsida; Solanales; Solanaceae. The record is from RefSeq and is a predicted model, not a curated record.
AUGGCAUACCUUACCAGAAGGUUUCAGAAAAUGGUUCGAAGGAAUGGAGGCAUACUAAAGAGAGGCAGUUCCAGCAAACCAAAGAAUUAUGACCCCUGUCAUAAGUGUGGAAAGACAGGGUAUUUCAUCAAGGACUGUCCUCUUCUGAAGCAAGAAUAUUUCAAGCACAACUCUGAUAAAGUAGCCAAGAGGAACCCGUCAGACGAUGAUGAAGAUGAUGACAAUGAUGAGGUAAACUUUAUGGAUGUUCAGAGGAAUCUGAAAUCCUACUCUCCCAAGAAACUCAUGUCAUUAGCUAAUGUCUUGAUUGAUGCAUAUCAUAGCCUUAUGAGUGAUAAGGAUGCCUUGACCAUAGAGUUGGGAGAUGCUAAGCACACUAGAAAUGAAUUGGUGGUUUGUGUUGUUGACCUGAAGGAAACUAUAGAAAAUCUGAAAAAUGAGAAGGAGUAUCUAACAGAAAAUAUUGCUAGUGUAGAACAUGAAAGGGAUGAUUUAAUGGUAGUUGUAGUUGACUUGAAAGAAACCACAGAGAACUUUAGUAGAGAAAAGAGUGCCUUAGUGGAGAAAGUUUCCAUUACUGAGCAAGAAAGAGAUGAUCUCUUAGUGGUAAUCAUAGACCUAGAGGAAACAAUUGAGGGACUUAAAGCAGAAUGUAGGCCUGGAAAUUCUGAAAAGGGGAAGGAAGCAGCUUCAAGCAGAAUUGGAAAAAGUAAAAAAAAUGAUCUUGAGAAAUCUCUUAAGCGGACCUGGUCCUUAGAUGUUAUUACUGACAUGUACUUUAAUAAUGGUGGAAACAGGCAGGGAAUAGGGUUCCAAAGGGAGAAAGUUCCCUAUAACCCUCAUAGCAAUGGUGAUAUGAGCUGCUUGAAAGCAGUUGAUGAUGAUGCAGAGUUAUGGCACAGAAGGCUGGGACAUGCAAGCUUCUCUCCUCUUAACAAGCUGAUACAGAAGGACUUUGUUCGUGGAUUGCCAAAUUCAAAAUUCAAGGAGCACAGAGUGUGUGAUGCAUGUGCUAGAGGAAAGCAUGUGAAAUCCUCAUUCAAGCCAAAGAAGGAUGCCAGCACAUAA